UUUUUCAUCAAGCAUCCGGAGGAUGUUAACAUGGUGUGGCAUUGAUUCAGGGUGCCAGAAAAGCGUAGACGUCACCAGUGGGUCUGUAUCCUGGUUUUAACCAUGUGUUUAACAGAAGCAUCUUUAGAAUCCUGGAUCUUCUUGUCUAUUGUGGAUUCGGCAGCCCAGACCAGGCCUAUUCCAUGCUGGUGCAUGAUGGGAUGUACGCAGCCAAGCAGGAUCUCUGUCUUGUAUGUGUGAUGCGUCAUUUGAUAUAAGCUGCAGAACAGCAUGUGCCCAAGGAUAUUUGCAGCCUAAUUUUCUAUCAUUAUGGCAUAUACACAACUCAUUAGAGAUCCCCUCAUGGACGGUCACGAUUGUGUUUAUGUUGCACAUUGUCAGUACUUACAGCAAACAGGUGUCAGUUUAAGCCAUCGGGCCCCCGGCCAGGCCAGGACUUGUGGUUAUAAUACAGAUGUAAAAUGCAUCCAUAAUAUCCUUAUGGGAAAUACGCUUGAAGGGGAAUACAUUCCUCAGAAGGAGCCAAAAAACAUGAAGACAUGGGUGAAGUGGUUGCUCGGACUUCUGGUUGGGGCAGUGGUUGUGGUUGCCAUCGUUGUUCCUGUGGUCCUGCUGGCAAAUAAAGGAGAUGAUUCUCCAGACAGCCGAAGGACAUACACAUUGGAUGACUAUUUUGGUGAUCAGUUAAGGUAUAGAUCCUAUGGACUGCAGUGGAUAUCAGACAACGAAUAUCUCCAUCGGACCCGGGAAUAUAAUGUUAUUAUACACAACUUGGACACAGAAGAGACAAUAACACUCUUGUCAAACACCACAAUAGAUAGAAACAAUGCAUCAUUCUAUGAGCUGUCAGAAGAUAGGAAAUAUGCCCUGCUGCAGUACAACUAUGAGAAGGUUUGGAGACAUUCAUACACAGCCUCCUAUCGCAUCAUUGACGUUGACACAAAACAGUAUAUAACUCAAAAUGAACUACAUCCCAUGAUCCAGUAUAUCACAUGGUCUCCUGUUGGUCAUAAAUUGAUAUAUGUUUGGGAUAAUGACAUUUACAUCCGAGAGUCUCCAGAGCUGCCGAGUGUCAGACUUACAUUCGACGGUGAAAAUAAUAAAAUCUUAAAUGGAAUACCGGAUUGGGUGUAUGAAGAGGAAAUGUUUUCAUCGGAAAACGCUAUAUGGCUGUCACCGGGUGGUCAAUUCCUGACCUAUGUUCAGUUUAAUGACACAGAUGUUCCCAUUAUAGAAUAUACAUUUUAUGGAGAUGAAUCUGAACAGUACCCACAGACAAUUCAUAUCCCAUAUCCAAAGGCAGGAGCGAAGAACCCCACAGUGAGGGUGUUUACUGUGAAUAUACAGUCUCUGAACAACCUAACACAGGUGGAAAUGUUCCCACCAGGAGACAUAAGCUCUGGAGACCACUACGUGAGCGGGAUAACUUGGGCUACAGAACAAAGACUGGCCAUCCAGUGGCUUCGAAGGAUUCAGAAUGUUUCAGCUUUUUCAAUGUGUACCCACGUGGACCCCGAUUGGGUCUGUCAAACAACUUCACACGAAGAAAGCACAACUGGCUGGGUUGGAAAUUUUCAGCCAAGCGAACCAUAUUUUACCUCAGGAUUUAGAUAUUACAAGAUCAUCAGCAACAAAGAUGGAUACAAACAUAUACAUUCCUAUGCUUCAGGGAACCCGGUUGAAGUAACAAAAGGAAAUUUUGAAGUCACCAGUAUAGUUAAAAUAGUUGGCGAUGAUCUUUAUUACAUAAGCAAUGAAGGAACUCCAUCAAAAAGACACCUAUACAAGAUGAAGUUGGUUUACCCUCAUACCUCACAAUGUGUCACCUGUAACCUGCGUCCUGACAGAUGUCAACAUUAUUCUGCAUAUUUUAGCAAAAACGGAAAAUACUAUUCCCUCAACUGCAAUGGUCCAGGAAUCCCAAUCUAUACUCUUCACAACAGCACCAAUGAUACAGAAAUAAAAAUUUUGGAAAGUAACGAACAACUGGCAGUCUUGCUUGAGGACAUCCAAAUGCCCACAAAAGAAAGAAACAACAUAACACUUCAUGGAUAUAAUUUGUGGUAUAUAUUGACCCUGCCUCCUCACUUUGAUAAAACCAAGAAAUACCCUCUACUGAUUGACGUAUACGCAGGUCCCUGCAGUCAGAAGGUUGACCAAUAUUUCAGGCUAAACUGGGCUACCUACCUUGCCAGUACUGAGAAGAUUAUUGUGGCCAGCUUUGAUGGCCGAGGGAGUGGAUAUCAAGGUGACAAAAUCUUACACGAGUUGUAUCGAAAGCUGGGAACGGUAGAGGUAGAGGAUCAGAUUGCGGCUGCCAGGGAAUUCAAGUCUAUGGGAUUUGUUGAUGAAAGCAGAGUAGCUAUCUGGGGAUGGUCUUAUGGUGGUUAUGUAACGUCGAUGGUGCUUGGCAGUGGAAGUGGCGAGUUCAAGUGUGGAAUUGCAGUAGCCCCUGUAUCAAGCUGGCAUUAUUAUGACUCAAUUUAUACAGAAAGGUACAUGAGCCUUCCCACACCUGAAGACAAUCUUGUGAAUUAUGAGAAUUCAACGGUCAUGCAUAGAGCAGCUAAGUUUAAGGAUGUGGGAUACCUUCUAAUCCACGGCACAGCAGAUGACAAUGUUCACUUCCAACAAGCAGCACAAAUUUCCAAAGCUCUUGUUGAUGCUGGAGUGGACUUUGAGACUAUGUGGUACACCGAUAAAGACCAUGGAAUCGGAGGGCUGGCCAGCAGGCACAUCUACACCCAUAUGAGUCAUUAUAUAAAGCAAUGUUUCAAUCUUCAAUAACAGUGAACAAAUCCAAUAUGGGACAUUGACCUAAAUUUACACUGUGACAAAUAAAGGGACACUCAUUUCUUCAAAACCGUUGUAAAUAAACAAAGAUCGAUAAAUUCAGAACCAAAAUUUCGACGUCAAAGACACAACUUUUGUAACUUCUGCAUCGAUGAAUAUAACACACAGUCUUAUGGACAUCCACUCCUUGUAGGAUACAUGAAUUUUAAGAAACGAGAUCCUAUUACGUAAUUUAUAGUGGAUGAAUAAUUAGGAAGAAGAACUAUUUAUAUGUUGGUGUAAACUCCUCAAAUGACAGGAUGAAUUGGCCGCAUUAAUAUACAUAUUCCUUUAUACUGCGAGAGAUGUGAUCUUCAGGGAAUACUCAAACACUUGGAAUUGUUCCUCAUGUUUAUGAAUUUUUAACUAGUGUCUAAUUAAAACAGAAUGUACUCAAUAAUAUUGUCUUAAUUAGCAAACCUAUUAAGCUUGUCUUAAAUUCAAGAAAAAAUGAAAAUGGGUUAUGGGCAGAUCAUUUUCAGUUUAACCCAUUACUUAACACUGUACAAACCUAGAAAUUACCCAGAAGCCAUGCUAGCCAAGUCUUACCCACACAAAAUUAGUUGUACAAUUGGCAGUAAUUGCUCUUCUUUUUACUAUGAGAUAGUCAUUUUGUUAGUUAACCUUCAUCUCUGCAUUAAAAAGAAUCUGUAGAUAUGCCAAAUAUUUUGUAUGAACAUAUUUUGGGAUGUUUAGUUAUUGUGUUAAACACAUUGGCGACUGUUAUUGAAGAAGAGACCAUCGUUUAUACGGUAAAUAUUUAUAAAAAAAAAGAUUAUCAAUAAAAAGAAA
This is a messenger RNA of Hyla sarda, 3624 nucleotides long. RefSeq names its product dipeptidyl peptidase 4-like. The transcript is spliced from 30 exons. NCBI's taxonomy places the organism in Eukaryota, Metazoa, Chordata, Amphibia, Anura, Hylidae. Gene Ontology annotation, biological process: proteolysis. The coding region runs from base 310 to 2787 and encodes 825 amino acids. The record is from RefSeq and is a predicted model, not a curated record. Gene Ontology annotation, molecular function: serine-type endopeptidase activity; dipeptidyl-peptidase activity.